CGCGGGGCGGGGCCGCGUGCGCGGGGUCGGGGGCGCGCGGACCCAAGCGGACUGGGGACUUGGCGGCUGUUGGUGGUAGCUGACGAAAAGUCCUGGCAGGACCGUGAGGGACCGCGGCGGAGUUCUUUUGCCAAGAAAAUGGUUUGCACAGUCUUGAAUGCACAUUGUCCAUUCUGAUGGGACAAGAUCCAAUAUGAAUAUAAGUGAUGGAGGAAGACGACGCUUUGAAGAUAAUGAACACACAUUGCGGAUAUAUCCUGGGACAAUUUCAGAAGGAACAAUUUACUGCCCAAUUCCUGCCAGAAAAAGCUCUACAGCUGCUGAGGUGAUUGAUUCUCUUAUAAACAGACUUCACCUAGACAAAACAAAAUGCUAUGUUUUAGCAGAGGUAAAGGAAUUUGGUGGAGAAGAAUGGAUACUCAAUCCAACAGAUUGUCCAGUUCAGCGAAUGAUGUUGUGGCCCCGGAUGGCCCUGGAAAAUCGCUUAAGUGGAGAGGACUAUCGCUUUCUUCUGAGAGAAAAAAACCUUGAUGGAUCAAUCCAUUAUGGUAGCCUUCAGUCAUGGCUACGGGUAACAGAAGAACGCCGCAGGAUGAUGGAACGUGGUUUCCUUCCCCAGCCUCAGCAGAAGGACUUUGAUGAUUUAUGUAGCUUACCUGAUUUGAAUGAGAAGACUCUCUUAGAAAAUCUACGGAAUCGCUUUAAGCAUGAAAAGAUUUACACUUAUGUUGGCAGUAUUCUAAUAGUUAUUAACCCAUUUAAAUUUCUUCCUAUUUAUAACCCUAAGUAUGUCAAAAUGUAUGAUAACCACCAGUUGGGAAAACUUGAACCCCACAUAUAUGCUGUGGCUGAUGUAGCAUAUCAUGCUAUGCUACAGCGCAAAAAGAACCAGUGUAUUGUGAUUUCAGGAGAGAGUGGUUCAGGGAAGACUCAAAGCACAAACUUUCUUAUUCACCACCUUACUGCCCUUAGUCAGAAAGGAUUUGCCAGUGGAGUAGAACAGAUUAUCCUUGGAGCUGGACCAGUAUUGGAGGCCUUUGGAAAUGCAAAGACAGCUCAUAAUAACAAUUCAAGUCGUUUUGGCAAGUUUAUUCAAGUAAAUUACCAAGAAACAGGAACUGUACUUGGGGCCUAUGUUGAAAAAUAUCUCUUAGAGAAAUCCAGACUUGUUUAUCAAGAGCAUAAUGAACGGAACUAUCAUGUAUUCUAUUACCUCCUGGCAGGAGCAAGUGAAGAAGAGAGGUUAGCAUUCCACCUUAAACAACCAGAGGAAUAUCAUUAUCUUAAUCAGAUAACAAAGAAACCCCUCAGACAGAGCUGGGAUGAUUAUUGCUAUGAUUCUGAGCCGGAUUGCUUCACCGUGGAGGGAGAAGAUUUGAGGCAUGAUUUUGAACGCUUACAACUGGCCAUGGAAAUGGUUGGAUUUCUUCCGAAGACACGAAGACAGAUUUUCUCUCUCCUGUCAGCAAUAUUACAUUUGGGUAACAUCUGCUAUAAAAAGAAGACGUACCGAGAUGACUCUAUUGAUAUCUGUAAUCCUGAAGUACUGCCUAUUGUUUCAGAAUUAUUAGAAGUUAAAGAAGAGAUGUUGUUUGAAGCAUUAGUUACAAGGAAGACAGUGACAGUGGGAGAAAAGCUUAUUUUACCAUAUAAGCUGGCAGAGGCUGUGACAGUGAGAAACUCUAUGGCUAAGUCUUUAUAUAGUGCUCUGUUUGACUGGAUAGUUUUUCGUAUUAAUCAUGCACUUCUGAAUAGCAAAGAUUUGGAAGAUGAUACCAAGACUUUUUCCAUUGGUGUUCUUGAUAUUUUUGGGUUUGAAGAUUAUGAAAACAAUAGCUUUGAACAGUUCUGUAUUAAUUUUGCUAAUGAACGUUUACAGCACUACUUUAAUCAGCAUAUUUUCAAGUUGGAGCAAGAGGAAUAUAGAACUGAAGGUAUCAGUUGGCACAACAUAGAUUAUAUUGAUAAUACUUGUUGCAUAAGUCUUAUUAGCAAAAAACCGACAGGACUUCUCCAUCUUUUGGAUGAAGAAAGCAAUUUUCCACAGGCUACAAAUCAAACACUGCUAGACAAGUUUAAACAUCAACAUGAAGAGAAUUCUUACAUUGAAUUUCCAGCUGUGAUGGAACCUGCUUUUAUCAUAAAGCAUUAUGCUGGAAAAGUAAAAUAUGGAGUAAAGGAUUUUCGAGAAAAAAAUACAGAUCAUAUGCGGCCAGACAUUGUAGCUCUUCUGAGAAGUAGCAAGAGUGCCUUUAUUUCUGGGAUGAUUGGAAUUGAUCCUGUGGCUGUUUUCCGAUGGGCAGUUAUCCGAGCUUUUUUCAGAGCAAUGGUUGGUUUCAGGGAAGCUGGGAAAAGACACAUUCAGAGAAAAAGUGGACAUGAUGAUACAACGCCAUGUACAAUUUUGAAAAGUAUGGAUAGUUUUAGCUUUCUCCAACACCCAGUCCACCAGAGGAGCUUAGAGAUUCUGCAGAGGUGCAAGGAAGAGAAGUACAAUAUAACCCGAAAAAAUCCAAGAACGCCUCUUUCUGAUCUCCAGGGAAUGAACACCUUAAAUGCAAAAAACCAAUACGAUACAUUUGAUAUUUCCUGGAAUGUCAAAACUGGCAUUUGCCAAAGCAGACUACCAAGUAGCUCUUCCUUGCUUGAUAAAGAAGGGAUAUUUGCUAAUUCAGCAAGCAGCAAGCUCCUGGAAAGAGCUCAUGGAAUUCUCACGCGAAAUAAAAACUUCAAAUCCAAGCCUGCCCUUCCAAAGCAUUUGUUGGAAGUAAAUUCUUUGAAGCAUCUGACAAGACUGACCCUGCAGGAUCGAAUCACCAAAUCCCUUCUUCAUUUGCACAAGAAGAAGAAACCACCCAGUAUCAGUGCCCAGUUUCAGGCUUCAUUAAGCAAACUGAUGGAGACACUUGGUCAAGCAGAACCAUAUUUUGUAAAAUGCAUUCGGUCUAAUGCUGAGAAGCUACCUUUAAGAUUCAAUGAUGCCUUGGUACUAAGACAGCUUCGGUACACUGGGAUGCUGGAAACAGUUCGAAUUCGCCAGUCAGGAUAUAGUUCCAAAUAUUCUUUCCAGGAUUUUGUGAGCCACUUCCAUGUACUUCUUCCUCGAAGCAUUAUUCCGUCUAAAUUUAACAUUCAAGAUUUCUUCAGGAGAAUAAAUAUUAAUCCUGAUAAUUAUCAAGUUGGAAAAACCAUGGUUUUCCUAAAGGAGCGUGAACGACAGCACUUGCAAGAGCUGCUUCACCAAGAGGUGCUUCGCAGAAUCAUAUUGUUGCAGCGGUGGUUUAGGGUCUUGCUCUGUAGGCAGCAUUUCCUCCAGCUCAGACAAGCAUCUGUUACUAUCCAGCGAUUCUGGAGGAAUUAUCUAAAUCAGAAGCAAGUCAGAGAUGAAGCUGUGGAGAAACAUGCUUUCAUUAUAGCUAGUGCAGCUUCCCUUCUCCAAGCUUCCUGGCGUGCUCAUUUAGAGAGACACCGAUACUUGGAGUUACGAGCUGCAGCUGUCAUCAUCCAGCAGCGAUGGAGGGAACUCUAUAGGCUUAGGCAUGUGGCUGCUACCUGUAUACAAGCAAGAUGGAAGGGCUACAUGCAAUGUAAGAGGUACAAAGAGCAAAGGAAUAAAAUUAUCCUUUUGCAAUCAGCAUGCAGAGGAUUCAGAGCAAGACAACGAUUUAAAGGUUUAAAAGAAAAAGAACUAAGAGAAGCAAAUGGUGGAUUGGUGGCUAUGAAGGCACAUGGUGCUCUGGAAAUUCAGGGUUCUGACCCUUCAGAGUGGGAGGAUCGUUCCUUUGACAACAGAGUGAAAGCCUUGGAGGAAUGUAAAUCUGUGAUAGAGAGUAAUCGAAUUUGCCAUGAGAGUUCAGUUGACUUCUCAAAGGAGUCUCUAGAUAAGCAACAGGAGACAGACAGAAGCCAAAGUGGUAUGGACUUACAGGAAGAUGUGAUUGUAAGACAGAGGCCCAAGUCCUUGGAGGAUCUUCAUCAGAAAAAAGUAGGCCGGGCCAAAAGAGAGAGUCGGAGAAUGAGAGAACUGGAACAAGCUAUAUUUAGCUUAGAAUUACUAAAAGUCCGUUCUCUGGGUGGUGUGUCUCCUUCAGAGGAACGUAGAUGGUCUACAGAAUUGAUACCUGAAGGCCUUCAGUCUCCACAGGAUACACCUGAUAGUGAAAGCUCUCAAGGAAGCUUAGAACUUCUCACCUGUGAGGAAAGUCAAAAGAGCAAACUGGAAUCUCUCAUUGUAGACAAGAGAGAAUUACAAGUUUCAUCACUUAAGGUAUCUACCACUCCAAAAUUCGAUUCACAGGACAAUGCCCUCUGUGCCUCAAGAGAGAAUAGCUAUGCAUUGCUUCAAAAAGGAACACCCUCUGACUCAGAACAUUUGAAGAAUGGGACUAUGAAGGAGAGUCUGGUCUGUUGUUCUGAACCUAUUACCUAUAAACCCCAACUGAGAGACUCUUUUAUUUCAAAUAAUUUGCCUACAUUUUUUUAUAUUCCCCACCAAGAUCCCCUGAAAACAAGUUCCCAACUAGACACAAGUAUCCAAAGAAACAAACUACCAGAAAGAGAAGACACUUUGAGGACAGCUCUGGAUAUCAACAGGGAAACUAGGAAAUACCACCUCUCAGGAGAUCAGGUGAUUCCUUUGAAUACAGAUUCUGCCAAUACUGUGCUUAAGAAGUUAGAAAAACUAAAUACUGAAAAGGAAGAAAGGCAAAAGCAGUUGCAGCAGCAGAAUGAAAAAGAGAUGAUGGAGCAAAUUCGCCAGCAGACAGAUAUUUUAGAGAAGGAACGUAAAGCCUUCAAGACAGUUGAACAGCCACAAACUGAACCAUCUCUCUUGGCUCCGUCUUUGUAUCAGUCAAGGGAAAGAGUAGAGAGGCCAUCCUCUCUCCAUAUCCAAAACACCCCAAGUAAGGGAGAACCUCGAGUGCUAGGAUCCUCAUCAGCAGUCACUAAAAGAAAUGCAUCUCUUGCUGCAAAAGACAGUCCCUCAACUCAUUUACCCAUGAAGGACCGGCCUGUCACCCUGUUCUUUGAAAAAAAAGGAAGCCCAUGCCAAUAUAGUACUAUCAAGGAAUUAUCAAAGACAGAAAGAAUAGGCACCCAGCAGAAUGUAGCCUGCAAACUCUCUAAUAAUAUUUCAGAAGGAGAACACCCUUGGUCAACGCACUCUUAUGGCCACAGAUCUAAUGACCCUUCCAGAGAAGGAAGUACAAAAGCCAUUUUCUUCACACCAAAGAACAAUAUGGAUAUUUCCCUUGUCAAUAGUGGAAAUCCUCAAGUCCUUAAACAAGAUGAACCAGCUUGGAAACCUAAGUUAGCAGGGCCGGAACAACGAGAGCAGGUUGCCAGACCGGCCCAUAAAAAGAAAGCUCGAAUGGCGCGGACGCGCUCCGAUUUCUUGACUAGAGGUACUUUUGCCGAUGGGGAGGGGGAUACAGAGGAAGAUGAUUACGAUGACAUUACUGAGCCCCUUCUCUCCCUUGACCAAGCUUCUCACUCUGAGCUAGGGCCUGCAUCCAGCCUGGGUCAGGCCUCUCACAGUGACUCCGAAAUGACAUCACAACGAUUUUCUUCAGUUGAUGAACAAGCAAGGCUUCAUAAGGCUAUGUCUCAAGGAGAGAUUACAAAGUUGUCAGUAAGACAGAAGCCUUCAGAUUCAGAUAUAAGCAGACCUCAGAGAGCUAAGAUGAGAUUCUGGGCCAAAGGGAAGCAAGGAGAGAAGAAGACUACUCGAGUAAAACCUGCCUCCCAGUUGGAGAUUUCAUCACUCUUUGCUGACUCAGAUGUGAUUCCUGCUCAUCCAUUUCCAGAUGAAUUAUCUCAGUAUCACCCAACACCACCUCUGAGCCCUGAAUUGCCUGGUAGUUGCCGAAAGGAGUUCAAAGAGAACAAAGAGCCUUCUCCAAAGACUAAGCGCAAGCGAGGCGUAAAGAUCAGCAAUGUGGCUUUGGAUUCCGUGCAUUGGCAAAAUGAUUCUGUCCAAAUCAUAGCAAGUACCAGUGAUUUAAAAAGUAUGGAUGAAUUUCUUCUGAAAAAGAUGAAUGAUCUAGAUAAUGAAGACAGCAAGAAGGAUACUCUAGUGGAUGUUGUAUUUAAAAAAGCCCUGAAAGAAUUUCGGCAGAAUAUCUUCAGCUUUUAUUCAUCUGCAUUGGCGAUGGAUGAUGGGAAAAGCAUACGAUAUAAAGACCUGUAUGCACUGUUUGAACAGAUUCUGGAAAAGACCAUGAGGCUUGAGCAACGCAAUUGGAGUGAAUCUCCAGUGAGAGUUUGGGUCAACACUUUUAAGGUGUUUUUAGAUGAAUACAUGAAUGAAUUUAAGACUCUGGAUAGCAUAGCCACAAAGGUGCCUAAAACAGAAAGAAAGAAAAGAAGGAAAAAAGAAACUGAUUUGGUGGAAGAGCACAAUGGCCAUAUCUUUAAGGCCACCCAAUACAGCAUCCCUACAUACUGUGAAUUCUGUUCUUCCUUGAUAUGGAUAAUGGACCGAGCUUCUGUAUGCAAAUUGUGCAAGUAUGCUUGCCAUAAGAAGUGCUGUCUGAAAACCACAGCCAAGUGCUCUAAAAAGUAUGAUCCAGAGCUGUCAUCUCGACAAUUUGGAGUUGAACUGUCCCGUUUGACUAGUGAAGACCGAACUGUUCCUUUAGUAGUGGAAAAGCUCAUAAACUACAUUGAAAUGCAUGGACUUUAUACAGAAGGUAUUUACCGAAAGUCUGGUUCAACUAAUAAAAUCAAGGAACUUCGACAAGGUUUAGAUACAGAUGCUGAAAGUGUAAACCUAGAUGAUUAUAACAUACAUGUCAUUGCAAGUGUAUUCAAACAAUGGCUUCGUGAUUUACCCAAUCCACUCAUGACCUUUGAACUCUAUGAGGAAUUUCUUCGAGCUAUGGGCCUUCAGGAGAGAAAGGAGACAGUGCGUGGUGUAUACUCUGUAAUUGAUCAGCUCUCCCGAACUCAUCUCAAUACGCUGGAACGCCUCAUCUUUCAUCUAGUUAGGAUUGCGCUACAGGAAGACACUAAUCGAAUGUCUGCUAAUGCUUUGGCCAUUGUGUUUGCACCUUGCAUUCUCCGCUGCCCUGACACCACUGACCCACUACAAAGUGUACAAGACAUCAGUAAGACUACCACCUGUGUGGAGCUGAUUGUUGUAGAACAGAUGAAUAAAUACAAGGCUCGCCUUAAAGACAUCAGUAGCCUGGAAUUUGCUGAAAAUAAGGCAAAGACCAGACUAUCACUGAUUCGUAGAUCAAUGGGAAAAGGGCAUAUACGUCGAGGAAACUAUCCAAGUCCGUCUUCUCCUGUUAUAGUUCGACUGCCUUCCGUGUCUGAUGUCCCAGAAGAGACCUUGUCUAAUGAGACAGUUAUGGAGACUGAUUUCACAGAACAGCAGCAAGCAGCAAUGCAGCAAGAGGAAAAAGUUCUGACUGAGCAGAUUGAAAACCUACAGAAAGAGAAGGAAGAGCUAACAUUUGAGAUGCUUGUAUUGGAACCUCGUGCCUCUGAUGAUGAAACCCUUGAGUCUGAGGCCUCCAUUGGGACUGCCGAUAGCUCAGAAAAUUUGAAUAUGGAUUCUGAAGGUACUAACUCUGAGAGAUCAGAGAGAAGCUUAGCUCUCAGCUCCCUGAAGACAACUGGCAAGUUUGAACCUUCAAGCAAGUUGCGAAAGCAGCUAAGAAAGCAGCCAGACUCUUUGGACUCAGUUAACUCCUCUGUCUCUUCAUGUUUAUCUAACACUGCAUCAUCUCAUGGCACCAGAAGGCGAUUUCAGAUUUAUUCCAAGUCUCCAUUCUACCGAGCUGCCUCAGCUGGUGAGACCCUGGCAAUGGAAGGACCACUAGGCCAGACCAAAUCCCUGGAAGACAGGCCUCAGUUCAUCAGCAGAGGAACCUUUAACCCUGAAAAGGGCAAACAAAAACUAAAAAAUGUGAAAAACUCACCUCAGAAAACCAAAGAGACCCCGGAGGGGACAGUCACAUCUGGCCUCAAGAAAACCGUAGACCCAGACUGCAGCUCCACACAGCAACUAGCACUCUUUGGAAAUAAUGAGUUUAUGGUCUGAACUGACUGAUGUGUCCAUACAUAGCUAGAGUGGUAGACACAUCUCAUAUUGGGGCCUCUUUUGGUCACCUUCUCCACAACAGUCAGUCCUAUUACGGCCCUGCCUCUUGUUUCAGCAGACGGUUUGUGUGCUGGAUCCCUGGGCCUCCUGCAGAAGUGGCCUCUUCGGAGCCUGCUGGAGACGGGCCGGCUGUGCCUUGACUGCUGCAUUUGAUUUGAGAUUUCACUAAACAAAGCCACCCAUGACCUGAGUAUUUUGGCUAGCAGUAGUUGCCUCUCCCCUACUUCCUUUCCCUUCCCAGAGAAGAUGUUGAUCUAGGAAGUUCUUAUCCUGAGGGACCCUCUGGUUUUGACAUUUGAAGAAAACAUAUAAGCCUUUCUUAAACCAUGAAAGCAAAAGCCUUUGGGUUUAUUUUGGGAUCGUUAUAUUCUACCCCAGCACUUAAUUUUUUUUUCCCAAGGAUUUAUAAGUAAAAGCCUAAGCCCUCUAUUUUAAAUUUAAUUUUUUUUGAAAAACACUCCAUGCUAUAUUCUAAGGAACAUAUAAAAACUAUCAGCCAUCAAAGCAAGUCUUGGCUGUCUGGUUAUACAAUGAAAGAGAAUGUGCUUUGUCUUUUGAUGAUGUUUGACAUAAUAAUCAAUGCUGGUUAAACUCCUGGUUAGUCCCUGCCAAAUACAUUGCAUGGGCUGAAGUUUCAGUAGCCAUACUCUGGAUAUUCCCUGAUCCUUGAUCAGAUUCCCCUAGUUUUUUUUUUUUUUUUAGUGUCAUGGACACAUUUAGGUAAUCCUGAAACAUAAAGACUUCAUCCUGAUCCAUCCAGGCUUUUCUUGUGUAGACUAAGAGUGAGCCCAUUUAUAUGCUGGUGGAGUCCCACCACAGACUUAGACAAAUAAUGUGACCAUUUAAUCAUUUUUCCCCAAAUAGUCACAUACAACAUUGCAUGAGAGUUACAGAAAGCUGCCAAAAUUUUUUUUUAAGUUUUAAUACGACCUAUUUAUCUUUUUUCUCAGACCAUCAGUAUUAAAUAGAUGAAAAAAAAUCAAGGACUACUUGAAGCUAUUUUUGUUAAUAUACUGGUUACUCAAGUUUACUGUAAAUAUGUAUGUAUAAUAUGCCUAGUUCUUUUUUAACCUUGUGCUUCCCUUCUUCCCAUGGAGUUUCUUCUUACAGAUUAGAGGCCAUUGGACUGGUGGUGAGAGUCACUCACCCCUGGGUUGAGGGAAAAGUAAGGCCAUCUUUCUCAUCACUGGUGGUCUCAAUAUAUAUAUCUGUUAGAACAUUUGAAGCAUCUUAGAAUAGCAGUUAUGGGAUUAGAAAUCUGUUUUUGCUAUUUAUAGUGUAUGUAAAAUGAAACAUGAUGCCCUUAUGUGAAAAUGUUUAUUUUUAAAGUUACUAAAUACAUUGUGUCUAACUACCACAUGCACUGUUACAAAAAAGAGCCUUUACCACCUGCAAGCUGAAUUUUAGUUUUCUUCCUUUUCUUCUUUAGGCUAUGGAAAUUGUAGGUCUUUUGUUAAGGCAGAAUCUCUCCUGUUACACAACACUGAACCUCAUGCCACUGCCUCAGUGGUCAUUGGCUGGCUCUAGAGAACAGACAUGUAGCAUCGUGCUGUGUAGCAGCUCACAGUAGGCGGGAGUCUUCCCUCUCCCUGGUUUGAGUUUAGCAUUGAGACAGGUGAAGGAAGCUUUGGAAAUCUCCUGAAUGACGACGGGUAGUCAGCAAAUGUUAUGUUUUAUACCCCACAAGCAUCUACCACCUUGUUCAUAUUUCAUGAGGUAGCAAUGAAUAUAUGCCUUUGAAAACAAGAGUUUCAGGAACUUUCCUAAAGGAACAUAGUAUGACUGUGCCGAGGUGGGGUGCUGCUUCAGGGCUCAUGCUGGCUGCACAGGCUGUUUUAGUAUUCUAGGGAGAGUAGUGCACUGCUGGGUCUUAACUGUUGCUCUCCACUUGGUCCAAAAUGUUACUUAAAUAAUCAUUAAAAAAAAAAAAAAGCAAUUACCCUGUUGGAAUAAUUCCCUUUGUUUCAGAGGAAAUGCACUUGACCCAUGUUCUCCCACCUCAAUCUUUGGAGUUUGUGUAGUUUUUGUUUUUCUGUAAGAUAAAUUUUGGGCCAAUUAAAACCUACUUCUUAGGUCACUUUGUUGGAACUAGGUAUUGGAUGUUAAAAGACUUUAUAAUUUUUCUCAGGGAUCUAAAACCUGAAUUUGGAUAAAAUUAAAUAAAUUAAAACACACACACACACACACAUGCACACAUUUGUCUUUUCAGUUGCUAGAUUUGUGAAUUUCUAAUCAUUUAACAAGCUGUCAGGAUGGUGGGGGUGGGAAGUACAAUUCUAACAAUGUUUCAGCAAGUGUAGUGCCCCCCCCCUUGGGAAAAAAUGCUAUUGUUCUUGUGGGUUAGCAGGCACUGUCCAUCUGUUAAGAGAUUAAGCCAUAACUCAGUACCCUCAGACCCAAAUGCUCUGCUUCCAUCAGCUCUUAACAGGGCAUCACCACACAGUGAUGCUGCAUUGCAGCUGCUCAAGAUUACCAUACACAUCAGGUUCCUGGUUCUGUUGCUUCUGCUUUGCUGCUUUUUUUAAUAUCAAGUGCUUCAAAGGAAUGUCUGCUUGGUAGCAGCAGAGCAAUUCAGAUGUGGAGCCCAGAGCAUUCUAGUCACAGCAUAUGGUCCAGCUUCCACAAAGCCUGCAUUUCCUCUUCUGUCCAUUAACACGUCCCUGUACUUGAGUAUGUAUCAUGGAAAAUGUAGCGAAAGCAAAGAGGUGUAAUUUCAUUUUACAUACAGAUUGAAAUAAAUUACAGACACAGGCAGGAGGAUUCAGGGAGGUGACAUGCUUAGUUUGCAUGUGCUUUGCAGUUCCUGCCAUUUAGAUUAUGUGGGCUUCUGAAACAAAGGGAGACAUGACCUGCUAGCAGGGAGAGAAGACAAAAAGAUGUGAGUUCAGGGCAUGGGUUCACUAGAGCCCCACUUCCGUAUAUUGGAAACAUGCUGUAGUUCUUACCCUGCUGGCAGGUAUUGAAAAUAGUGUCAUAGAAUUGUGCUGAAAUCAAGCAGUCCAGCAAGGUUCUGUAGUUCCACCUCAGUGCCUCUGGGCUGUAUAUUUUUAACUAAUAAGCUAGAGAGAAGAAAGGAUUCUCAGGAUGUGUUUGAAACUAAGAGAGUUGUAAUUGUAAAAAGAAAUAGUCCAGGUGGCUUUCUUACCCACUUUUUUUCUUAGUGGGGAGAUAGAUAUGGGGCUUGCAUCCUUCUGUGUUGAACAGUGUGUUAUAUCCACCCAUACAUUUGUGAUAACUUCCCAGCACUGUGCCCCAACACCAUGCUGGCCUUAGUAGUAAAAUUCUUAGCUAUUUGUAGAAGUCUCAACUUUCUAUGCCCCUAGAAUACAUGUGACCACGUUUCUCUGGAACCAUUCCCACACUUGGUUUUGUGUUAGAAAGGUAAUUCCCAAUCUGUCUAGUAGUCUCUUGGUUUAAACUUAAAAAAAAAAAGUCCCACCAAUGCACCUGCCACCUUGUUAACCCAUCCAUUCAUCAUGCCUAUUUAUUAACCCCCUUAGGUCAUACGAAAUUGCACCUCUCGAACCAAGUACUUGCAUUUACUAUGGGAAAGGUGUGGAGUACAGAUUAGUAUUAUAUUAUUUUAAUGGAUUUAAAGUAAUUUAUAACUAUACUGAGUGUAAAUUUUUAAGAUACUAUGUAUUAUAAAAGGGCAUAUCCUGUGAAAUAUACAAUUUUACUGUUUAAUAUAAUCUAUAAGAAGAAUGACUUAUUCAUGGAACUGAUUACAUUCCUGAUGCAAUCAGCAGGCACUUUGUAAUUUCAUUUAGGGGGGCAAGUAUGAAGUGCAGUUUGCAUUACUCAGAAUAUGCACUGUAUGGCUACGUAAAAGGAGCUUGCUGAACAAAUCACUCCAUUGACUCAUUAAAGAACAAAGCUUCCAGAA
Molecule: messenger RNA, 11999 nt
Organism: Nannospalax galili (Upper Galilee mountains blind mole rat)
Lineage: Eukaryota; Metazoa; Chordata; Mammalia; Rodentia; Spalacidae
Gene: Myo9a
Product: myosin IXA
Exons: 43
Coding region: 158-8053 (2631 amino acids)
Biological process (GO): positive regulation of GTPase activity; intracellular signal transduction
Cellular component (GO): myosin complex
Molecular function (GO): protein binding; GTPase activator activity; ATP binding
Source: RefSeq, a predicted model, not a curated record